Molecule: messenger RNA, 916 nt
Organism: Mangifera indica (mango)
Lineage: Eukaryota; Viridiplantae; Streptophyta; Magnoliopsida; Sapindales; Anacardiaceae
Exons: 4
Coding region: 103-741 (212 amino acids)
Source: RefSeq, a predicted model, not a curated record
CAGUUGAUUUUUUAAAAAUUUUCCAUGCAUAAAUUUUCAAAAUUUCUGAGUAUGCAAUUUGAAAUCUGCUUGUUGCGAGAAAGCGACAAAAGCAACUAAGAAAUGGCUGCCGCUUCUCUGCAGAUUCUGAAAUCCACUUUGUGGACUCCCGUUCCUGUUUCCCGCUCUUAUUUUCCCGGAAAAUUGGAUUCUCCCGGGAAAGUGGCUCUCCGGUUUAGAAGCUAUAAACGGUCGAUUUGCUGCAUCGGAGGCAAUUUUAGGGUCUCUUGUAGUGUUCAGGACGGCGAUAGUAAUCAAAUCAACGGCGAGGAGCCUCCAGAGUCAUUAUUUAUGAAGGAACUAAAAAGAAGGGGCAUGACACCAACUUCAUUGCUUGAGGACACAAAGAGGAGGGACAAUGGAUUGGAUGAUGAGAUGAAACUGAGGGAAGAAGACAGAAGCUUCUCAAAAAGAAAGGCAGUCUCACCUGAGUUAGAUAAAAGUUUAUCUAAUCAAAGGGAGCGCUCCAUGGCACUGAAUAGUGAAGGCCUUGAGGGAUUGAUUCCUCGUGCUAAACUCCUGCUAACAAUUGGUGGAACAUAUUUCUUGGGAUUUUGGCCAUUGAUCCUGAUAACUGUGGCAUCUUUUUCUGCUCUCUAUUUAUAUUUUGGUUCAACCUUUGUUCACGAUGCGAGUCAAACCCCUUCUUCUCCACCACCGUAUGUUUAUCCAUAUGCGCUAUUGGAAGAUGAAAGGAUAUAACAAAUCGUGCCUCGUAUAAAUUGAAAAGACCCAACAGUUUUACCUAAACCUCAUUCUUAAACUUCAGUUAUAGGUAUCUAUAGCAUAUUUUCUUUGCUUUUGCUAAUUCUUUCAUGGUAUAUCUAAGUAAAUAGGAACUUUUCUCAUCAAUGUUAUGUUUGCCGUCUUGCCUCCA